Molecule: messenger RNA, 3336 nt
Organism: Panicum hallii
Lineage: Eukaryota; Viridiplantae; Streptophyta; Magnoliopsida; Poales; Poaceae
Product: cyclin-T1-1-like
Exons: 6
Coding region: 1235-2920 (561 amino acids)
Biological process (GO): positive regulation of DNA-templated transcription, elongation; regulation of transcription by RNA polymerase II
Cellular component (GO): cyclin/CDK positive transcription elongation factor complex; nucleus
Molecular function (GO): cyclin-dependent protein serine/threonine kinase activator activity
Source: RefSeq, a predicted model, not a curated record
CGUCUCUCGUCAGUAUUCAAACGUGGCAAAGCAUAUCAUCUCACCCUGUCAUCGUGAUCGCAUCCUUGCCCCGUCGACCGUCAUGGAGGAGGGGAGGGAGUUGCUCGUCAUCGUCGCGAGGAAGAAGAGAGGAGUCGCCUGCCGGCCAUGGCCAUCUCACCGGAGGAGUGAUGGCGGCACCAUCCCAUCGACCAUCACUAAGGCCUCCUCCAACAGCCUUGGCGAAAUCGCCGGCGGAGGCUGAGGUGGAGAUCCAUCGGAGUAAAAAAAGCAAAAGAUAUUCCCAGCACUUCUCAAUCUUGGUGCCCUCUCUCUUAUUGCUCUGCCAAACUAGCUAUGCGCUAGUGAUGAAAUUACACCUAGCGAACACCUUUUAUGAUUUAUCUCUCCACCAUGUCAUCAGAUACCAGCGACAUCGCUACUUGUUGGAGGAGGUCUAAGGAUGGAAAACAAGAACGUCCUAACCUUAGGUUUUGCCUUUUUAUUAAUAACAUUUUCAAACUUUUUUAGAGGAAAACUUUUAACUUGGUUCGAAAUCCGAUUUAAAACUUCCAGAUCUUCCGUGUGGAGCCUUUUCUGUUAUGGAAAACUCGGAGUCAUUCGUUUGUUCUCGUAACUUUUUCUCAGUGUUUUUUGUUUGUGGUUGAAUGGAGGACAGGGGAAAGCACAAAGCACUGACAUCGCGAAAAAGCGGCACUGUUUUGGAAAACAACUUCUUUUUUUUUGCAACAAAAGGCCGAGCGCGUCCCCGCGAAAAAUAUCCGACUUCCAGCGCGGCGCCGAACCCGAGCUCUCGCGGGCCCCGCGCGCCAGAGACACACACGCAAUACGCGCACGUGCCGCUUUGGAGUUUGGAGACGAACGGAACACGGUCCCGGCAAGGAAAGCGAACCAGCGACCACCGUUCCGAUCCCGCGUGCGGCGUGCCGACCGCCCGCCCCGCGAGCUCCAACCGCCUGCGGCCGCCACGUCAAGUCUCCUCCGCCGCGCCGCCUCCCGUUCCGUCCGCUCCAAGUCCACACGGAGUACAGAACGGGUCCUUUCCCACUUCCCCCCUUCCGCCCCCAACCAACAUCGGCGCAAGAACCGCCAUCGAAAGCCUUGGCCCUUAAGCUUAGCCCCCCGCCGACCCACCUCGUCGCCGGGAUUUCGAAUUUUCCUUACCUCGAAAGGGGAAACUCCUGGUCUUUUCUUUUCUCUCUCGGGCGAGUUGGCGGCGGCGGCGGGGAUCGCGAUGGGCGCCGCGUGGGAGGAGGGCGGCGAGCGGUCCCGGUCGUGGUACCUGAGCCGGGAGGAGAUCGAGCGCGACUCGCCGUCGCGGCGGGACGGCGUUGGCGCGGCCAAGGAGGCCGAGCUCCGGGCCACCUACUGCUCCUUUAUCCGCGACGUCUGCAUCAGGCUCCAAUUGCCGCAGAUUACAAUCGCCACGGCAAUCCUGCUCUGCCACCGCUUCUAUCUCCGUCAAUCCCAUGCUAAGAACGAGUGGCAGACUGUUGCAACUGUUUGCAUAUUUCUUGCUUCAAAGAUUGAAGACACACCUUGCUCAUUAAAAAGUGUAGUCAUUGUGGCAUAUGAAACAAUGUAUCGGAAAAACACUGAUGCUGCUAAGAGAAUCCACCAGGAGGAAGUUCUUGCUAAGCAGAAAUCCCUGAUUUUGGUCGGGGAGACACUAUUGCUUUCAACCAUUAGGUUUGAUUUCAAUAUACUGCAUCCUUACGAAGCACUAAAGCUGGCUCUGAAGAAUCUGGGGAUCUCCCAGAAGGAAGUGAGACAAGGUGCCAUGAGUAUCAUUAAUGAUACGCUUCCGACUACUUUAGUUGUGCAGUUCAAGCCACACUUCAUAGCUGCUGGAUCGCUCUUCCUUGCUGCUAAAUUUCAUAACUUCAUACUUCCUUCCAAAAAUGGUAGAGUAUGGUGGAAUGAGUUUGAUGUUGCACCAAAGCAGUUGCAAGAUGUUAUACAGCAAAUGACUGAGUUAUUUAGGAAAAGGGACCCACACUCAAUGGGUCCUGUUAUCAAGCCAGUGGCAACUUCUACUCCGACAGGUAAACAUCAGAUCAAGCCGACUCCAAAUCUAACUCCGCCUCCAACAAAUAAACAGCAGAUCAACGCGACUCCGACUCCGAUGAAUAAACAGCUGAUCAAGCAGACUCCAACUCCGACUCUGAUGGAUAAACAUCAGGUCAAGCCAUCUCCACUUCCAACUCCGAUGGAUAAACAACACAUCAAGCCGACUCCAAUUCCAACUCCAAUGGUUAAACAGAAGAUCAAGGCGAUACCAGCUCCAACUCCAACAGAUAAACAGCAGAUACUAAGCACUCCAGAUCCUCCUCUGAAGCAUACACAAUUUUCAAGGAGAAGCUUUAGCAAUAGCAAUACAGAAGCUUAUGGAUAUGUGCCUUUCGGCAGUUCAUUUGAUGACAAGUCCACCGGCAGGUCAGCAAUGUAUGAAGAGAAUCAGUAUCCGCGAAGGUAUGAAGAGAAUAUGUAUAAGCGAAAACACAUAAAUCAUAACUUGGAUCAGAGGUUAGGGGAACAAUCUUACCAGGGCAUUCUGAAGACUGCUCGUGUUAAUGAAGCAGAAAUCAAGUCAUUUGGCAAGAAGUCUACCAGCAGGUCAGCAAGGCGAACAUGUGAAGAGAAUCCAUACCAGCAAACACACAUAAAUCAUAAUUCAGAUGCUGUUGCUAUGGAUCAGAGGUUAGAGGGACAAGCUUGCAGGGGAAAUCUGAAGGCUGGUUGUGUUAAUGAAGCAGGAAUCAGGGACUUGAAGAAAAGAAGAGUUCAAGAGGUUACAGGACUGCAAGCUCCUGUUCAUAAGUCUGAUACAAAUGCUUGGAGGUAUGAGAGGCAAGUUAGUUAUGUUGGAACAAAUUCAUCUUGGAAGAAACAGAAGAUUGGUAGAAGAUAUAUUAUAUAAUUUCCUUUUUAUUCGGUAAAGACUGGGUUGUCUGCUGGACUGCUACUGGGACAAAGGUGUCUUCAAACAUAAGAUGUGGACGGUCUGUAAAUUUAGUUACUCGGGCACAUCAAAUGCAACCAGCUUGCACUGAAAUGCCAACAAAUACUUUUGACGAUGUCUAAGGCUAUUUUCUUAUUGGUGCGAAUGUAUAUAGAUGAAAAUAGCAGAUUCUGGACAUCUAAUGUCAUUCUUUUUUUUGGUAACUGAGCUGAAUGGCCGAAACAAAUUUUGUAGACUGAUGCUUCGACCUGUAUAUAAAUUUUUUUAGCAAUGUUCAUAUGUAUGUUGGAUUGCUGAGGUCGGUGUCCCAAUACUGUAUGUAUACUUUGUGAGAUCAUCUAAGGCCACGUACUCGUCUACCCUGCAAAUUCUCA